GCCUGCCGAGGGGGGCGGGGCGGGUUGCGUCAUCCCACCGCGCCCCGCGGCGCGCGGUGAUGCGGCGGGGUCGCCGCCAUGGCGGCGCUGUGGAGGGGCUACGGGCGGCUGCUGGCGCGGCGGCCGCGGGCCGCGCAGGCCCUCACCGCCGGGGCCCUCAUGGGAGCCGGCGACGUGAUCGCGCAGCAGCUGGUGGAGCGGAGGGGGCUGCGCGGGCACCAGGGCCGCCGCACCGUGAAGAUGACGGCCAUCGGCUUCUGCUUCGUGGGCCCCAUCCUGGGCAGCUGGUACAAGGUGCUGGACCGGCUCAUCCCGGGGGCUACCAAAGCCGUGGCCGUGAAGAAGAUGGUCCUGGACCAGGGGGGCUUUGCCCCGUGCUUCCUUGGCUGCUUCCUCGCCAUCGCGGGGGCACUGAACGGCCUGUCGGUGCAGGAGAACUGGUCCAAGCUGCAGCAGGACUACGCGGACGCCCUGCUCACCAACUACUGCAUCUGGCCGCCAGUGCAAAUUGCAAACUUCUACUUUGUCCCUCUGCACCACAGGCUGGCCGUCGUCCAGUGCGUUGCCAUCGUCUGGAACUGCUACCUCUCCUGGAAAGCAAAUCGGAUGUGAGCGGAGAGGCCCCCUCCCGUGACUGCCCCAUCUCCCCGUGUGCUGUCUGACUGCACCACGUCCAGAGCCGGCGAAAUGGGCCCCGGGCCACAGAUGGGGAUGGGGCAUCUGGCUGCCCGGUGUGCAGGGCAGCAUCCGUCCAGCUCCCUCCUCGGGAGCCCCCAUCUGCUGCUGUUCCAGCUGUUCCAGCUGUUCCUGCUCCCAGGGACGUGGGAAGUAAAGCUGGAGCCUCGUCCGCCCCAAGCCAGGCUGGUGCCAGGGGCUGCUCCGGGCCUGGCACUGGCCUGAGAGCGGCGCGCUGCCCAGGGCCGAGCUGGGUGCCCCUGCUGCCGCCUGCUCCCCCGGCGCGGCUCGGUCCCCGCUGCUCUCUGCGGCCACGGGCAGCUCGGCGUGGGCAGGCCGGGGCGGCCCCCGCGGCGGGCAGGGCCCUCCCCGAGCUGGGGUCGGUGCUGCUGAGGGGGCGGCUGUGCGGGCUGCCCGGCCUCCGCCGCCCCGCGGCAGUGAGCACCGUGGUCCGGUUGUGCCGUGCGGUGCCAGGAGGUUUCCUUGGCCCUGCUGCUGGCAUUUGGCACCCAAUAAAUGGGGUUGGUCUCUCCUGA
Molecule: messenger RNA, 1211 nt
Organism: Dromaius novaehollandiae (emu)
Lineage: Eukaryota; Metazoa; Chordata; Aves; Casuariiformes; Dromaiidae
Gene: MPV17
Product: mitochondrial inner membrane protein MPV17
Exons: 7
Coding region: 79-612 (177 amino acids)
Biological process (GO): cellular response to reactive oxygen species
Cellular component (GO): membrane; cytoplasm; mitochondrion
Source: RefSeq, a predicted model, not a curated record